Messenger RNA from Exophiala spinifera, 702 nucleotides. RefSeq lists its product as uncharacterized. The record is from RefSeq and is a predicted model, not a curated record. NCBI's taxonomy places the organism in Eukaryota, Fungi, Ascomycota, Eurotiomycetes, Chaetothyriales, Herpotrichiellaceae. The transcript is spliced from 2 exons. The coding region runs from base 1 to 702 and encodes 233 amino acids.
AUGUCCAGCCUUCCAGACUAUUAUGCCAUUCUCGAAGUCCCGUCCAGCGCCACAGCCGACGACAUCAAACGAGCGUACAAGAAGGCCGCACUGAAGUGGCACCCAGAUCGAGUCCCCGUCGACUCGCCCGAGCGUCCCAAACGCACGAAACGCUUCCAGGCCAUCAACGAUGCAUACUACACGCUCUCGGACGUGACGAGGCGCCGAGACUACGAUGACGCACGCCGCUUCCACACCACGUACGCCGAUGUCGAAGAGGAAGAAGAAGUCGACGAGGAUAUCCCCCGCACGCGCCGUACCAACGCAGGCGCAAACACAUGGAGCAACUUCUUCUCCAACUUUGGCCGGUCGGGCAACCAGGAGGAACAGUUCUCGAACGACCAGUUCGAGAGCGCGUUUGCCGAAAUGAUGGGCGAAGCCGCCAUGGCUGACGGCGAGCAGCAGGACGCAGGCGCGGGCCAACCCAAGCCAGGCACGUUCUGGGCCAUGUUGGGUGGACUGAGCGGGGCCACUUUGGGCUUCAUCUUUGCCAACUUUGCAGGAGCCAUCCCUGGCGCGGCGGCCGGGUGGAAGUUUGGCAGGCUUCGGGAUGAGAAGAAGCAGCCUGUCUACACGACCUUUCAGCAGCUACCGCAGGCCGAUAAGGCGAAGUUGCUGAGCGAGCUUGCGUCGAGGCUGUUUGCCAGCGCUCUUGGUAGUUGA